UUAUCACCUAGUAAGUUAUGAGCUGAACCAGCUGUACCUCAGCACUUUUGACCUCUCCUGUGCACUGGUCUGAUCUAGUCCGUCUAGGUGAGCUCACAAGAAGACGUGAUGUUUUUGUUCGUUGUUACUUUUCUCAGCGUUCAUUUAGCCCUAGGUCAAACGGAUCGUGUCUCGGACUCGUCGUAUGUUGCUGCUGUGUAUGAGCACAGAGUAAUUCUGAACCCAGAGCCUUAUAUCCCUCUGUCCCGAAAAGAUGCUCUGGAGCACAUGCAGAAAAAUCUGGACAUCUACGAGGAGCAGGCUGUCAUAGCCGCACAGCAGGGUGCCCAGAUCCUUGUGUUCCCCGAAGAUGGCAUUCACGGUUUCAACUUCACUCGUUCAUCCAUCAACGGCUACCUGGAGUCCGUCCCUGACCCCCAGCAGGAGAGCUGGAACCCUUGCACAGAGCCGGGCAGAUACAGCAACACAGAGGUUCUCCAGCGACUGAGCUGCAUGGCCCGCCGUAACAACCUCUACCUGGUGGCCAACAUGCCUGACCUGCAGCCCUGUCCUCUGAAGAGCGACCCCUCCUCCUCCUGUCCCCCUGACGGACGCUGGCAGUUCAACACCAAUGUGGUUUUUAGGUCAGACGGCCUGCUGGUGGCACGCUACCAUAAGCAGAACCUCUACUUCGAAGCGUCCUUCGACACACCUCCACAGCCUGAAAUCAUAACAUUUGAUACACCUUUUGCCGGGAAGUUUGGCCUCCUCAUCUGCUUUGACAUCCUGUUCCACGAACCCACGGUCACUCUAGUGGAGAGGGGCGUACGUCAGCUGAUCUUCCCCACGGCGUGGAUGAACCAGCUCCCCCUGCUGGACAGUAUCCAGUUCCAGCGGGCGCUCAGUCUGGGUGCCAAUGUCACACUGCUUGCUGCCAACAUUCGCCACGACGGUCUCAUCAUGAAAGGGAGCGGCAUCUUCACCCCCACGUCUGCCACCUACCACCACGCCUCACAGGGAGACGCAGAGGAGGGGAAGCUGCUGGUGGCCAGGGUGCCGGUCUUAGACCCCCUGUGGGUGGGACAGAGUGUAGCCACAGAGGAGGUGAAGGGGAAGGGAAGCGGUGAGUCCACAUCCUCAGUGGCUACUGAGUCUGGGUACUGUCACCAAGGCAGCUGUGAUUCUCCUCCUGAUUCUGCAGACCGUAGCUCCUCAGAAACCUUCAUCUCCUCCAUGAUGUACGACCCGUUCAAGUUUGUGCUCUUAAAUGAGACGGAGGGGGAUCUUAGCGUGUGCGACGGCACCUUCUGCUGCGACCUGCAGUACAAGCGGUCGCCGCAAGGCAACGCCGAGGAGCUUUACGCACUCGGCGCAUUUGCAGGACUGCACACCGUCAACGGACAGUACGCCCUGCAGGUGUGUGCGCUAGUCCGCUGCGGAGGGUUGGAACCCAGCUCCUGUGGGCAGGAGGUGGAAGAGGCAGAGUCUAAAAUAGACUUCCUGCUGGAGGGCACGUUUGAGACCAGAUACGUGUACCCGUCAGUCCUGGCGAGCCGCAUGGUCCUGGAGCAGCCGGAGCGUCUGGAGAAAACCGAAGGCGGGAGAGUGACCAUGAAGCACUCGAACAUGACGGCCGGCCUGGUCACCGCCUGUCUGUACGGGCGAAUGUACCACCUGGAUAACGCAUCAACAGCUUUGUAACAGCAAUGUGGCAAAGAGAGCAAAGUCAAAGACGCAUUAUCCUGUCGAAUAAAGACUAAAAUAAAAACAA
This is a messenger RNA of Mugil cephalus (flathead mullet), 1750 nucleotides long. It is a transcript of the gene btd, whose product is annotated as biotinidase. The transcript has 6 exons. Lineage: Eukaryota; Metazoa; Chordata; Actinopteri; Mugiliformes; Mugilidae. The coding region runs from base 109 to 1680 and encodes 523 amino acids. Gene Ontology annotation, molecular function: hydrolase activity, acting on carbon-nitrogen (but not peptide) bonds, in linear amides. The record is from RefSeq and is a predicted model, not a curated record.